AUGGGAUCCGAACUUGGGGUCACUGCCGCAUCCACGCCCCAGCCAGCCUAUACUCCGGUCAGUAUAUGGUGGACCUGUUGGGCGGGCACCUGGACGGUUAUUGUUGCGUCUGGCGUGGUCUAUCUCAUCGCCCAUCGCAACACACCUCCUCUCCUGCUGCGAGGCCUCGGGCUGUCGCUGUCCGCUGUUGUUAUGCUCCAUGUUUAUUGGGCUUCAGUGCAAUUCGGAACCAUGAUUGGUACCAUCAUGCCCGGAGAUGUCGAGUACUGGAUCAUGGGCACCUAUCUACCAUGUGGCAUUGCCCUGUUCCACGCGUCAAGCAGUCGCUUCUACCACGUGGCAAAGCUUCAGGAAGGCUAUAUCAUUCGCAGCAGUGGUGGGAAUGAUUUAUACUCCACGAGGGGUAAGCUCGGUGCCGUAGACCGGUUCCGUCGCCUUGCAUACACUACCAAGAUCCUCGUGCUUGUUACGGUGGCGUCACUCGUUCAGGUAUUUCUCACGGUCUUGAUGUGGCUUAUCUCCCGCAAAUGGCACCGCACUUGGGGGAUUCCAGGCACCGAGGUCCAUGGGACCGAGAUGCAGCAAACGUCGGAAAUGGGCCGGGGCUGGGAGUGGUGGCCUGGCGUGUUGGGACAGGUCUUCUGGUCCUGGAUUGUGGGCCCCGUCGUCCUCUGGAAAUCCCGUCACAUCCACGACACCCACGGCUGGAGAGUCCAGACGAUAGGCUGCGUCAUCGCCAAUCUCCCGGCGACGCCGAUGUGGCUCAUCGCUGUCUAUGUUCCCGCCAUGGAGCCGGUCAAUCAGUACUGGCUACCGCCCCAGUGGAUUUGUCUCUCUAUCUGGGUGAUGGAGGUUUUUGCUGUUCUCCUGCCGUGCCGGGAGGUAAUGCGCCAUCACGCUAUCCGACAAGGAGCCUUCGAUUCGAUCGCACGGUGGGAACCCAAUACCAAUCCCUUUGCUGAUGGCACCACAGCCCGCAGGUCAGCCUCCAUUCUUGUCGAGGUCACAGGGUCUGGCCGGGAAUCAUGGGGUAGAACUCCUGGCUCCAGUUCCAGCUCUCGGGAUAGCAUAUUCACUAAGCGUGCGCUUGAAUAUGUCUUGGUGCGCAAUCCUGCCCCGCUGCAGGAUUUCUCUGCCCAUGGCGACUUUUCCGGAGAGAAUAUAGCUUUUCUGACCCGGGUGGCAGAAUGGAAGAGCUCGCUGCCCCAUGCGGUCUGGGAUAGCAGAAUCUCAGACUAUGGAGAUCUUACCGACUUGUUUCGGGAGCAGUUUCACCGCGCGCUGUGUAUUUACACGACGUUCAUCAGCGUUCGCCACGCGCAGUUACCGAUCAACAUCUCUUCGCAGGAACGGAAUGAGCUGAAGAACGUAUUUGAGGGCCCUGUUGUGCUUCUCUUCGGAGACGGGCGCCCGGUCAAUCCCGCCGUUCCGUUCGAUUCGCCAGGCUAUGGCCCCACGCCCUCAGCGUCUCCGAUCGCCUCCAUAAAGGCCGACUCCAGUUUGCUAAUUACCGACAACAGUCGGGUGCAAUACUGGGGCGAAAUCCCCCAAACAUUCAAUGCGACGGUCUUUGACCGAGCCGAGGAGAGCAUCAAAGACCUAGUCCUCACCAACACAUGGCCCAAGUUUGUUCGAGGUUGCGGCCUCGCAGCUGAGGUUGGUUUGCUCGCGGGGAGCUAG
Molecule: messenger RNA, 1680 nt
Organism: Aspergillus luchuensis
Lineage: Eukaryota; Fungi; Ascomycota; Eurotiomycetes; Eurotiales; Aspergillaceae
Exons: 5
Coding region: 1-1680 (559 amino acids)
Source: RefSeq, a predicted model, not a curated record